Messenger RNA from Paramecium tetraurelia, 831 nucleotides. RefSeq lists its product as uncharacterized. Lineage: Eukaryota; Ciliophora; Oligohymenophorea; Peniculida; Parameciidae. The transcript has 4 exons. The record is from RefSeq and is a predicted model, not a curated record.
AUGUUCAUUACGAUGAAAGGAGAUUUAGUUGAAUUGAAUAAAAGAAAUCUUGUCAUUUCUAGAACACCAAUUGAUAAUCAUACUAAAGUCUAAUACAAAUAAGAAAAGUUGGUGAUUAAUGAUAAAAUAGUGUUAAACAAUUUUAACAAGUUAUUUAUUAAUCGGUUAGAUUAUGCAAUCAAAAAUUAUGAAAUCAAAUUACAAUAGGCAAUCUAACAAUUUAUUUGCAAUAGGCAAGAGAUACUAAAAAUUAACUAAACUGAUAAAAAAUUAGUUACAAGAUAUAUCUGGAUCAACGAUAACUAUUAAGAAAUCAGAUAUUCUGAUGCUCCUUUGACAAAAAAUUUCAAAAAAAUACCAAUAAAUGAAAUUUCAUUUCAAUACCAACAAUCUGAUGAUAAAAUUAUGAAAGCACUCAAAAAAUAUGAUCUUUACCCUGAAUAUUUGUUGACAAUUACCCACAAAAAGAAAUAGCUUUCUGUUGUGUUUCUCUCAUUUAGAAAAUUGAGCGCUUUCAUUUUACUUUGCAAUUGGAUUCUUAAAUCCAGAGAUCUUCCAUAAAUUGAAUUUUCCGCCCUGCAAUUCCUUAAAUUCAAAUUGUAGUAUGCAGCUCAGCAAUAAGGUUUACCUAUCAAAAAAUACUUACUCAUUUAGUUAAACAGGAUGAGAACGUAACUAACUUUAUAAAACCUUAAAGACAAAAAUUCAUAAGUUUUAGAAUCAGGUUAAUCUUCAGAGAAGAAGAAGUGGUCUGUAUAAUUAACUAUAAAAAAGUCGAAAUAAGAUAGUGUAGAAAAAGAAAAUAUUAAUAAAAAAAUUACUUUUUCCUGA